This is a messenger RNA of Lolium rigidum, 1361 nucleotides long. RefSeq names its product UDP-glucuronic acid decarboxylase 6. Gene Ontology annotation, biological process: D-xylose metabolic process. NCBI's taxonomy places the organism in Eukaryota, Viridiplantae, Streptophyta, Magnoliopsida, Poales, Poaceae. Bases 147 to 1190 code for a protein of 347 amino acids. Gene Ontology annotation, cellular component: cytoplasm. The record is from RefSeq and is a predicted model, not a curated record. The transcript is spliced from 13 exons. Gene Ontology annotation, molecular function: UDP-glucuronate decarboxylase activity; NAD+ binding.
UAUAAAUACGGCUCAGAUCUGGGUAGAGCUUUCCAUCGUCGUCCGCCCCGGUCUAAUCCGAUUCAAACGCACCGCUUCCUCGUGUCCGAACUAAGCCCCAAUCCCUCCCCCAGCACCGGCCCCUCCCCAGGUAGGUGCUCGACGCGAUGGCGCAGAAGGAGGCCAAUGGCAACGGCGCCACCACGCGCCCGCCGCCCACGCCCUCGCCGCUCCGCUUCUCCAAGUUCUUCCAGGCCAACAUGCGGAUCCUCGUCACCGGCGGAGCUGGAUUCAUCGGCUCCCACCUCGUCGACAAGCUCAUGGAGAACGAGAAGAACGAGGUCAUUGUUGCUGACAACUUCUUCACUGGUUCAAAAGACAACCUCAAGAAGUGGAUCGGUCACCCCAGAUUUGAGCUCAUCCGUCACGACGUCACCGAACCACUGCUUGUGGAGGUUGACCAAGUCUAUCACCUUGCUUGCCCUGCCUCACCAAUCUUCUACAAGCACAACCCUGUCAAGACUAUCAAGACAAAUGUUAUUGGAACCUUGAACAUGCUUGGACUUGCAAAGAGAGUUGGUGCUAGAAUAUUGUUGACUUCCACCUCUGAAGUUUAUGGUGAUCCUCUUGAGCACCCCCAGACCGAGGCCUACUGGGGCAAUGUUAACCCUAUUGGAGUCAGGAGCUGCUACGAUGAGGGCAAGCGUGUUGCCGAGACGCUUAUGUUUGACUACCACAGGCAGCAUGGCGUUGAGAUCCGUAUUGCUAGGAUUUUCAACACCUACGGACCUAGGAUGAACAUCGAUGAUGGGCGUGUUGUUAGUAACUUCAUUGCUCAGGCCAUUCGUGGUGAUGAUCUGACUGUCCAGAAGCCAGGAACACAGACUAGGAGCUUCUGCUAUGUCGCUGAUAUGGUCAAUGGCCUUAUGAAGCUGAUGAACGGAGAAAACACCGGACCAAUUAACAUUGGUAACCCAGGUGAAUUUACCAUGCUGGAACUUGCUGAGAACGUGAAGGAGUUGAUCAACCCAGAGGUUGCAGUGAUCAUGACCGAGAACACUCCUGAUGACCCUCGCCAGAGGAAGCCCGACAUCAGCAAGGCCAAGGAGCUUCUCGACUGGGAGCCCAAGAUCGUCCUGCGCGACGGCUUGGUGCUCAUGGAGGACGAUUUCAGGGAGCGCCUGGCAGUGCCCAAGAAGACCAAGGCCUAAGCUGCCUCCCUUGCUUUUGGCGCACAGUAACACACCGGUUCACUGGAUCGGAGCAUACUCAUAGUUGGGGUGGGUUCACCAUUAUUCGUUUCCGUCGGAAUUUGAGUUCCAAUAAACCAAUUACACCUUCGUCAUCGUUCAACUUGAAAGAUUGUACUAUUAGACACUUCA